UAUCGCAAGCAGAUCAGCUGUUCGGUAUUCGCCUUAUGCUCAUGUAAUCGAAGAGGCACAUUAUUUUGCUUAUUAAAAAGUUAAAAUUAAGACUUAAAAAUGCUACGUCGCCUCACGCUAAUCAGUGCUAAGCAACUGACCCGCUCACAGUCGACUUCGACACAAGGCGCCAAGGAAAAAUGGGAUCUAUAUGCUGGUAUUCUGGUCGAAAGGUUACCCGUGGUAUCAAAGACAUUAAAUCCUUUGGAGCGUCAAUUUCAAGAUCUUCUGUCUCAAGUGGAGUACGAGAACAGUCUUAAAUCUGAUUUUGAGCUAAAGCAUGAGCGUGAUUUGCUGCAGAAGGAGCUAAUUAAGCAGGGUAAAGUGCAAGUGGAUCUUGACGACUCGGUGGCCAAGCAAACAGCCCAAGAUCUGAAAGAUGCGUACAAGGAGGAGCUGAAGAAGUUUCAAGUCGCCCCGCGUACUACACCCGAUGAUGCUGCCAAUAAGCUUACUUCCACAGAUCGUUGCCUAGAGGACACGCUUUAUUUGGUUGUCAAGCAAAAGCUUGGGGAGCAGGAGCAUUUCGUGCUACCGCAGGGACUGCGCAAGGAUGGCGAAUCCAUGCGACAGACGGCGGAACGUGUGCUGAGCGAACGCUGUGGCAAAGAUCUGCAAGUACUCUUCUAUGGCAAUGCGCCGGUUGGCUUCCACAAAUAUAAAUAUCCCAGCAAGCAGAGGUCGGAAAGCGUUGGAGCCAAAAUAUUCUUCUAUCGCGCAUCGCUGCGUGCCGGAAAUGUGAAUGUGGAGCAGCAAGCGGUCCCAUACGAAUGGCUGCCCAAGGAGACGCUAAACAAAAAAAUAAAUAAUGCUAAAUAUGCAGAAAGCAUAAACAAAUUCUUGAUAUAAUUUAUAUUAAUACAUGUAUGAACGAAGGUGGUCUGAAAAAUAAACUAUAAUGAUAGACAAAAUAAAA
Molecule: messenger RNA, 955 nt
Organism: Drosophila mojavensis
Lineage: Eukaryota; Metazoa; Arthropoda; Insecta; Diptera; Drosophilidae
Gene: mRpL46
Product: 39S ribosomal protein L46, mitochondrial
Exons: 1
Coding region: 100-888 (262 amino acids)
Cellular component (GO): mitochondrial large ribosomal subunit
Molecular function (GO): structural constituent of ribosome
Source: RefSeq, a predicted model, not a curated record